Molecule: messenger RNA, 751 nt
Organism: Pterocles gutturalis (yellow-throated sandgrouse)
Lineage: Eukaryota; Metazoa; Chordata; Aves; Pterocliformes; Pteroclidae
Gene: CSTPP1
Product: chromosome unknown open reading frame, human C11orf49
Exons: 7
Source: RefSeq, a predicted model, not a curated record
AUGGCUGUGACUCAGAAGAGAGAUCAGGAACUCCUCUUGACUCAAAGACAUGUCCUCACGUACAUGGAGGAUGCGGUGAGCCAGCUGCUGGAGAACAGAGAAGAUAUUAGUCAGUAUGGCAUUGCCAGGUUCUUCACUGAAUAUUUUAACAGCGUGCGUCAAGGAACACACAUCUUGUUCCGUGAGUUCAGCUUUGUCCAAGCUACCCCUCAUAACAGGGCGUCUUUUCUUCGGACCUUCUGGAGGUGUUUCCGAACAGUGGGGAAAAAUGGAGAUUUGCUGACAGCACAGGAAUACCACUGCCUGCUGCAGCUGCUCUGCCCUGACUUCCCAAUGGAACUCACUCAGAAAGCAGCAAGGAUUGUGCUGAUGGAUGAUGCUAUGGAUUGCCUGAUGUCUUUUUCCGAUUUCCUCUUUGCUUUCCAGAUCCAGUUCUAUUACUCAGAGUUCCUGGAAAGCGUGGCUGCCAUUUACCAAGAUCUACUGGCUGGUAAGAAUCCAAAUACUGUGAUUGUGCCAACAUCAUCCUCUGGGCAACAUCGGCAGCGCCAGCCCCCAAAUGACUGCAGCCCACUUGAUGGGGUAGAGGCAUCUCUCUUCUACCAGUGCCUGGAGUCCCUGUGCGACAGAUCAAAAUACAGCUGUCCACCAUCUGCUCUUGUGAAAGAGAUGCUGAGUAGCGCACAGAGACUGACCUUCUAUGGAUUCCUUAUGGCACUUGCAAAGGAUCAGGGAAUCAACAGAGCCCUAG